Messenger RNA from Pangasianodon hypophthalmus (striped catfish), 5270 nucleotides. RefSeq names its product D-aspartate oxidase (gene ddo). Lineage: Eukaryota; Metazoa; Chordata; Actinopteri; Siluriformes; Pangasiidae. The transcript is spliced from 6 exons. Gene Ontology annotation, molecular function: D-amino-acid oxidase activity; FAD binding. The coding region runs from base 3448 to 4464 and encodes 338 amino acids. The record is from RefSeq and is a predicted model, not a curated record.
UCCUGAAAUUCAUGUUAAUGCAUUGAGAAAAGGGGAAACAAAAACAACUCAAAUAUUUGAAAGUCAGUUCAGAUAGUUUCAUUUGAAAGUAUGUAACGUCGUACAAUAAUCAGACCUAAAUUUGUUUACAGUACGAAAGCCUUCACAUAUACACUCACUGAGCAGUUUAUUAGGAACACCUGUACACCUACUGAUCCAUGCCAUUAUCUAAUCAGCCAAUGCAAUGCAUAAAAUCAUGCAGAUAUGGGCCAGCAGCUUCAGGUAGUGUUCACACCAUCAGAAUGGGGAAAAAUGUGAUUUCAGUGACUUUGACUGUGGCAUGAUUGUUGGUGCCAGACUGGCUGGUUUGAGUAUUUCUGAAUCUGCUGAUCUGGGAGUUUCACACACCACAGUGUCUAGAGUUUACUCAGAAUGGUGUAAUAAAGAAAAAACAUCCUGUUCCACGGACGGAAACACCUUGUUGAUGAGAGAGGUCGACGGAGAAUGGCCAGACUGGUUCGAGCUGACAGAAAGGCUAUAGUAACACAGAUAAUCACUCUGUACAAUUGUGGUGAGCAGAAAAACAUCUCAGAAUGCACAACACAUAGCGCUCCUUGAGGCGGAUGGGCUACAACAGCGGAAGACCACGUCGGGUUCCACUUCUGUCAGCCAAGAACAGAAAGCUGAGGCUGCAGUGGGCACAGGGUCACCAAAACGGGACAGUUGAAGACUGAAAAAGUUUAUCUUUGUCUGAUGAAUCUUGAUUUAUGCUGAGGCACACAGAUGGUAGGGUCAGAAUUUGGAACCAACAGCAUGAAUCCAUGGACCCAACCUGCCUUGUGUCAACAGUCCAGGCUGGUGGAGGUGGUGUAAUCAAUCAAGGCUUGAAUGCCAUGUGCAUCCCUUCAUGGCCACAAUUUACCUAUCUUCUAAUGGCUACUUCCAGCAUGAUAAUGCACCAUAUAGCGAAGCAAAAGUCCUCUCAAAUUGGUUUCAUGAACAUGACAAUGAGUUCAGUGUUCUUCAGUGGCCUUUCCAGUCACCGGAUCUGAAUCCAGUAGAACACCUUCGGGAUGUGGUGGAACGGGAGAUUCGCAGCAUGAAAGUGCACCUGCAAAAUUCCUGCAUCACCCAGGAACUGCGUGAUGCAAUCAUGUCAGCAUGGACCAGAAUCUCAAAGGAAUGUUUCCAACAUCUUGUGGAAUCCAUGCCAGGAAGAGUUGAGGCUGUUUUGAGAGCAAAGUGAGGCCCUACCCAGUAUUAGUAUAGUGUUCCUAAUAACGUGCUCUGUGAGUGUAAGUGGCUGUUUAUAUUAGUUUAUUAAUCUUCAUAUUUUCAUAACUUAUUUAUAAAUAAAGUGAAUAAAUUCAUAUAAUUAGAAUUCUCUAAUGGAGUGUGUGCUCAUGUACAGGCCCACAUACAUUUCUGAUGUAUGCGCAUUAUCCAUUCCAUAAUCUUCAGUCUUGUAUUUUCCUUGCAGUACUUUUUUAUAAUAGAAAUGGUUCUGUACACCAUAGACUCACUGUAUGUAUUAACACUUUGUUUGUGGACAUUUAUUAGAUUUAAUUCUGAUUAUUUGCUAUAAAACAAGAUCCAUCAAGAUGGCUGCCGAGUAUUUUUAAACUGGCCCACUUUGGUGUAAAAAAAAAAAAAAAAACAAAGACAACCCUGGCAAUCUUGUUAUUAACUCUCCUGUCCACUGCUCCUCCUCCACUGAAAAUGUUCAGAGGGAAAAUAACCUUUGAAGUGAGAUAUGAGCACAUAUGAAUUAUAUAAAAUGGUGCUUUGCAGUGUCACUAGCAAUUAACAAUAUGUUCAGCUACCAUAUAAAGAUCUGUGCCCUUUUUGCCGUGCUCCAAAAUCUAGUGGAAAGCCUUCCCAAAAGAGUGAAAGUUAUUAACAGCAAAAGGGGUCUAAAUCUGGAAUGGGAAGUUCAAAAAUCACAUAUGGGUGCAAUGAUAAAGCAAGUGUAACAGACUCUGACUUCUGCAUUUUUUGUAGGACUGACGCAACACAAGUUUCGUCAAAACGGUGUUUUACAUAUGAAAAAAUAACCAAAACAUGCUGCAAAGCCUUUUUUGUCUGACACCUCUUCCCAUAUUACAUUAGCAAAUAAGGCACAGAUCAUUAAAUGCUAGAUGAGCAUAUCGUUAGUAGCUAGUAACGUUGCAAAGUUGUAUUUGUUGUCAUCACUUUAGGCCACUAUAUAGCCAUUUUACUGUAAAUUAAAUUGAACAUAAUAAAACAACUAUGUUGUUAAACUAUGUUGGUAAAUGAACAACAGAGAUGAUUGUGGAGUACAGAAUACAUACAUUAUAUAGCCAAAAGUUUGUGGACGCCUGACUAUCACACCCAUAUCCCAUUACAGAUUUAGUCCCCCUUUGCGGUUAUAAUAACCUCCAAGUUUCUAGGAAAGCUCUCCACUAGAUUUUGGAGCACGGCUGUGGGGAUUUGUGCUCAUUCAGCCACAAGAGCAUUAGUGAGGUCAGACACUGAUAUCGGGUGAGAAGGCAUGGGGCACAGUUGGCAUUCCAGUUCAUCCCAAAGGUGUUCAGUGGGGUCGAAGUCAGGACUUUGUGCAGGACACUCGAGUUCUUCCACUCAAACCUUGGCAAACCAUGUCUUCAUGGACCUCACUUUGUGCUAAAGGGCACUGUUAUGAUGGAAAAGGUUUAAGCUAGCCCACUUAGUUAGAAGGGAAACUGUAAAGCAACAGAAUAUAAAGUUUUAUGGAUUGGGAAAUUAAAAUCUUUGUCAGUAUCAUUUACCUUAUUAUGCAUAUAACAAUUCAGUCAUAGCAAAGGGCCUUUGGAUUGCAAGAGAUUUGUUUCAUUUAAUUAUGAUUCACAGAUGACUUGACAAUAUGUGCCUACUUCUUCCAGUCUUACAUUAGCAUAAGGGAGCACCAUCACUACAACUGCUAAAUCUGGAAAUUAGGCUCUGCUAUGAAAUUGGAGAUGUACAGAAGUAAAGAUCUACUUUUACAUGUAUUUCUGUAUGUCUGUAAUUUCAUAGUGGAGACUAAUUUCAGGAUUUACAUGUUAUAGUGAUGGCAUUGUGGUCCCAAACAAGCACCCUUUGCAAUAUAUCUGAAAACAGAAAUGGUUCUAUACAUUGUAGAGAGGCCUAAACUGCCUGCAUUUAAAUAGACCAAUGCCUGCAUUUAAAUAGACCAAUGUCUGUAUAUUCUGUAUAUGAGUGGAAAACAUGGUGUCAUGUGUGGAGGUGUCUCUCUUUAAUACUGACUGCAGCUUCAGUCACGCCCAUCAAAAGUGCCUUGCCAUUUUUUUUUUAGUUUGUUGCAUAAGAGACAAUCCUGUAUCUGGGAAGUAAGCUAAAAUACAUUGCACAACCUUUUAGCUGUGCAGUGAUAUUGCUUAGGUGUGGGACGUGCAUGGAGCAAACAGUACUGCUCACAUGGACAAGAAAGAGUGAUCUUUGCUCUUUGAUAUAAAUUAAUACUCCAGAAUGAAGAAGGUGAAAGUUGUUGUAAUUGGAGCAGGUGUGGUUGGGAUGUCUACAGCAGUGUGUAUAGCUGAGGCUUUGCCCUUCUGCACCGUCACCAUACUGGCUGAGAAAUUCUCUCCAGACACCACCAGUGAUAUAGCUGCUGGGAUCCUUCUGCCCAAGGAGAUUCCAGGUGUUCCUCUGGAACGUCAGCAGCGUUGGUUUAAAGGCACAUUUGAUCAUCUGCUGGCAAUUGCUGAAUCACCGCUGGCCUCAGAAGCAGGAGUAUUCCUGAGCUCAGGAUACCAGGUAUUCAAAGAGGUCCCUAGUAUCACAAAACCAUACUGGGCUGAUACUGUGUUUGGAUUUCGGACUAUGACAGAUCAUGAAUUAAAGAGAUUCCCCAAUCAUAAGUUUGGUCAAGCUGUAACCACUAUAAAGUGUGAAAGCCUCAGAUAUCUGCCCUGGCUGGAGAAAAGGUUGACAAAAGCAGGCGGUCGGAUGAAACGAGAGAAAGUGACUGACCUUCAGCAGCUUGCUCAUAGCUAUGAUGUCAUUGUCAACUGCUCAGGCCUCGGCUCCCGUUCUUUGGUGGGGGAUGAGCAGAUCUACCCAGUACGUGGCCAGAUCAUCAAAGUUCACGCUCCCUGGCUGAAGAAUUUCAUUCGUGAUGGAAAUGGAAAUGCCUACAUCUACCCUGGCAUUGACUACGUCACUCUGGGGGGUACACGGCAGGUCAAUGACUGGCGUUUGGAGGUGGAUACGGAUGACAGCAAGGGCAUCAUGGAGCGCUGCAGUGAGUUUGUACCAUCCCUAAGGACCGCUCAGGUACUGGGAGAAAAGGUGGGUCUGAGGCCUGGCAGAAGCAACGUGCGUCUGGAGAGAGAAUGGCUGCAGGUCCAGGAUCGGCAGGUGCCACUGGUGCACAACUACGGCCAUUACUCCUGGGGCAUCUCUCUGAGCUGGGGCACUGCACUGGAGGCACUGGACUUGGUGAGGAAAAGUCUGCAUGAGAAACCACCUCGUGCCAGACUUUGAAUGGACAGAAGUCAUAUAGACAUGCUAAUUAAAUAAGCUCCCUGAACAAAAAAAUUACUCUGCAGCAGGGGUUCCAAACUUUUUUCAUGGGGGCCAGAUUAGACUACAUUAAAAUACCCAAGGUGUAUAUAUAUAUAUAUAUAUAUAUAUAUAUAUAUACAUAAUUUUUGUGGAAUUACUGCAGCAGGAUAUCACCUAACAGCUGUAGGUUGUUAUUCUCCUUCUUCUUCUUUCCAGCUCUUUUGAAAUCACUCCCUCUCACUGUUAACUUUGCACUUUUUGUCUGUAGCCCUGACUAAAUAUCAUUCAGUAAAUUAAAGAGAAAAAGUUAAAAUUCCAGUUAAAAUCUGUCCCUGGGCCACACUUGGCCCUGGGGUCAGACUUCGGACACCCCUGCUAUACAGUGUCAAUAUGUUGCAGACCUGGUUGGAUAUACAGUGGUGUGAAAAAGUGUUGGCCCCCUUCCUGAUUUCCAAUUUUUUUGCAUGUUUGUCACACACUAAUGUUUCAGAUCAUCAAACAAAUUUAAAUAUUAGUCAAAGAUAACAUGAGUAAACACAAAACACAGUUUUUAAAUGAAGGUUUUUAUUAUUAAGGGAAAACAAAAUCCAAAACUACAUGGCCCUGUGUGAAAAAGUGUUUGCCCCCCCAGUUAAAACAUAACUUAAUUGUGGUUUAUCACACCUGAGUUCAAUUUCUCUAGCCACACUCAGGCCUGAUUACUGCCACACCUGUUUGCAAUCAAGAAAUCACUUAAAUAGGACCUCCCUGACAAAGUGAAGUAGACCAAAAGAUCCUCAAAAGCU